AGACACGAUUUGCCGAAUCUUAUUUUCAUCGGAUCUGGAAAAACCGAAUGUUGUAUUCACACAGCACAUCUUGUUUGGCCGUAUCCGACGGCCUCGUAUCGGGAUCUCGUGUGAACUCACCAUCCGGCUUUUAUUAGCAAGAGCGCGCACAGUUCCUCACGUUGAUUUGGAAGCGAUGGACGUGAACAGUCUUGCUAUACUAUACUGGUAUUAUCGCCGUCAGCGUCGUAGAAAAAGAUUGUGGUUAAACCCAAUAGUACAAAGAAGAUCAACAGUUGGUGCCUUUACAACUCUAAUGCAGCAGUUAAGAAAUGAUCCACAAAAAUUUUUUAACUACUUUAGAAUGACUAUACCUACAUUUGAUAAUCUUUUGAAAAAAGUGGAAAAAGAUUUGAAAAAGCGUGAUACAAAUAUGAGGAAAAGCAUUAGACCAGAAGAAAAAUUAGCGAUAUGUAUAAGAUAUAUGGCUUCUGGGUGUUCAUACAAGGAUUUACAUUACGCCUACCGAGUCGGAGUGUCUACGAUCAGUAACAUUAUUAAGGAAGUAACGAAUGCUAUUUGGAACAAUUUGCAUGGGGAGUUUAUGACAUUACCCAACACAAUAUCUGACUGGGAAUAUAUCGCCAAUGGAUUUAAUACUAGAGCAAACUUUCCCCAUUGCAUUGGUGCAGUGGACGGUAAACAUAUUAGGAUAAAAAAGCCAAACAACAGUGGUUCCAUGUUUAUGAAUUACAAAGAUUUCUUUUCCAUCGUAUUAUUAGCAGUGGUUGAUUCAUAUUAUAAAUUUACAUACAUCUGUGUGGGCUCGUAUGGAAAAGAAUGCGAUUCGACAAUAUUCAAGGAGUGUACUUUUUGGAAAAAACUAAUAGAUGGUGAUUUGCAAUUACCGGCAGCAUGUCCACUGACAAACGAUUCCGAUUUAUCGAUUCCGUUUGUAGUAAUAGGCGAUGAAGGUUUUGGCUUGCAUCAACAUUUGAUGAGACCUUACGGCGGAAACCAUUUGGAUAGAAACAAAAGAAUAUAUAACUACAGAUUAACCAGAGCUCGACGCUAUGUUGAGUGCGCCUUUGGGAUAUUAGCUAACAAGUGGCGAAUAUUUCAUCGUCCACUGGAUGUUGAUACCAGCACAGCAAUAUCGAUUGUAAAGGCUUGCACUGUACUUCAUAAUUUUAUAAUAGAUAUGGAAGGUGUACAGUCGAACAUAGAAACAACAAGCAAUGUAUCAUCAGUGGUUAACGUGUUCACAGAUGCACCCAAUGAACAAAAUAGUACACGAGGUGGACGAUGUGCUAAUGUUAUACGAUCUGAAUUCACAAAUUAUUUUAUUUCUACAGCAGGAGCUGUGCCUUGGCAAGACGAAUCAAUCUAACGUUAAUUUUGUAACACACUGCUAAUGUACAAAUACUUAACUUGUUUACUUUAAAAAAUUACAAACUUACCAUAAUCCUGCCUGUUUUUCUCCUCCAUUUCUUCAAAAUCUUCAUUUAAAUUUAUACAUAUUUCUCGCCAGCCAGCAGUUCUCAAGUUUUUAUCCUUGUAUAUUUCGAGAGUUUUGUCCCAUAAAACUGGCCGAUUUUGGACAAGAGAAAUUAAAUUUUCAACGUUUAUAUUUUUCGUCGUCAUAGCGAGCGGUCAGUCAAAGCGGGCGAAAAGAACUGGCGACUGGCAAGCGCACGUGCAGUGUGUCCCUCCCGCCCACCCCUCCUUCCCAGCUUGUGCGACGCAUUCGGUUUCAAGAUCCGACAAAAAACCGAAUCUACCCCUGCGUGUAUCGUAUGAACGCAUCUAUUGAAUGCCCUAUACCACUGUAUCGGAUCUGCAUUUUGCAGUAUCGCCGGAUCGGUUUGUAGUCGCAAAAUCGGAUGUCAACUUCAGCAAGAUUCGGCUUUUUUGUCGUGUCUUGAAACCGAAUGCAUGUGUGAACUCCUUCAUUGAAAUACUUAUGCCACUAAACCGAAUCCUGCAAAAAACCGAUUCGGUAGCACGCCGUGUGAACGUGGCGUAAGAUUAGGUCGACUAGUUUUAUCACUCCUUCCUCCUUGGUGUGGAAAUAGGUGAACUUUUGAAAUUUGGAGACAAAGGAUCUCGUGAACAGACCUUGGAUCACUGCUAAUUUUCUUGUGAAGCAGCAAAUCUCAGAUGGCUGCUAGGCGUCUUCGACAGCUCAUAGAAAGCCCACCAAUAUAUACACAACACAUAUUAUAGUUAAUAGUAAAUCACUGAUUUAGAAAUAUUUAAGAAGCGCGCGAGCCAAUCAUGCGUAACUAUCACGCGGCGUACUUUGACUGGUUCAAUCGAGCGUCUUGCUUUGCGGGUUGCAAUUGUGUCUCUCUCUCACGAGAAUAAGGAAUGGAAAAAGUAGGGAGACAAGUAUAUGUCUGUAAGGUGUUAAAUGUAUGGCGUUAACACUCCUUCCUUGGUAUCUUAAAUUAAAAUUUUUUCAUUCCUUACACGCCUUAUCAACCCUACAAAACUCAUCUUCCCACGACACGGUAAACACCUGCACUGACACCGAUAAAAUCGCGCGCACAGUCUCUUUUAAGAUGACCUUUGUCCCCGCACUUUUUACAUAUAUAACCCUUGUUAACGGCACUUAUCAAUUCCAUGAUUUCCUUGGUAAUUAUUAAUCACACCGCGUUCGCCAAAUGCUAUGUACUUGAAGAGAAAUUAAACAGCCGUUCAUAAGCCUCAAUAGCUCAACGGUAUGAGCGGUUGGAUUCAUCACCGAGGGAUGGUGGUUCAAUCCUCACCCCGUUGGUCUAUUGUCGUACGCACUCCUAGCACAGUCUUUACCGACUAGUUGGAGGGGAAUGGGAAUAUUGGUCAUAUUAUAAAAAAUAUGGCAAAUAUUCUUUAAAAAAAAAAUAAAGAUUAAAAAAAUACUGAAGUUCGAUGCGUUGCGCAGGCGCGUUACAAUCUAGCGGUGUGAAUGCAGUUUAAAUAAGUACGUAAUUUACACAUCAAUAUCAAAAAAGAGAUAGGAGAAAAUCAAGCAAGACGCAAACGAAAGUACCAGAUCUGCCCAUCACCUGCGUGAGAAAUAGUAAAUGUUAAAAACACAUAUUUCGCAGUAUGCAUUAAAUUGACCAUGACAAUGAGGCGUUCACAAACUUUUUGCAGAAUUACGAUUAUUACAGUUACGAUGAAUCUAAUAUUACAUUUAAACAAACUGGGGAAUAUCAAUGUUAUCUAUAAUUAAAAUUAUGCAGACAUCAUCUAACUUACUUGGAAUUAUGCGUAUUGGACUGUUGUUGCUUGGUGACUUUGUUUUUCAACUUGAUUAGUGGAAAUCGCUGACUUCAUGGUUUUUCUAGUCCAAUGUUUUUAAUCCACACAUGAGUAUCCAACCUCAUAUUAAUAGUAAGAAUAUUAAUGAUCAGCCUGUGUUUUUGGAUGACCCUGAAACCCCUUGAUUGUUUCACUUCACAAUCAGAUCCUUGUACUAAUGCAAUGUAGGCUCCUCUUUUAUGUGAUUCGAAGGAUAUCCUGCGUAGCCAAUUUUUUCCGCUGCAAAUUUGCCUGGACUAUCUGGAGUCUACCUGUAUAGUCCAGUCAUUUUAGGCCGCCAAAUUAGGUGCAUAUCUCGGAAAAUCGACAUACAGUUUUCAAAAUUCACAUAAAGUUGGAUGUUCGCAAGUUUUAAAGCCAAGGUCAAAGGUGGUGGUGGUGGUCACAGAAAUCGUUUUUUUUUUUGCAUUUUUUGUUUUUAGGUCACAGAAAUCGUUUUUUUUUGCAUUUAUACCUUGAACUGUUUCCGAGAUAGAGGGCGCGGUCAGACAAUUAUCUGAGGUCAAAUGGUAUCUCUAUCAAAAACUCAACUUUACUGAUACCUUCUAGCAGAAGCUCAUUUUGUCUUUUGGCUAAAAUGCAUGAUUAAGCUACCGUCAUAUCCUCCAACUUUGCCCUUUCCUCCUAACUUUGCCAGGGGAGUAAUUAUAAUUUUUAUUUACGAUAUCUGAGAAAAUGUAGCUUUUGAAUCUAUAGUUUCCAUUUUGGUAGAAAAUAUUGCUUUUUUAUGGCAACACUAAAUAAGCAUAACGUACAUAACCUCAAACAGUCGGCUGUCACAUGGUGGCAAAAGCGAUCGUGUUGUCGUGGAGCAAAUUUUAGUGAAAAAAACUUUGAAGUGAUCGCUAGGAAGAGAUUGAAAAUUAGGGAUGUCGGAAAUGCAAUAAAGUAUCGAUAUAUAUUGUAUCGAUAAUUUUUGAAUAUAUCAAUAUCGAUAUUGAUAUUUUUAUUUAAAAAUAUCGAUAUAUCGGUGUGAUUGGGAAAAAAAAAUAUUUGGCCUAAUCUACUUCAAUCAUCUUACAUUACUAGAUAAAUACUAAUCAAUAGACAUCAUUUUUAUUUUUUUUAAAUCAAGGACAACAAUAAAAAAUUUUAAUUAUUUAUUAAUCAAACCAAUAUUUAUCUGAUACAGACAUAAGAAAAACUCUUUGAUUUACAUGCUCGGCUGUAAGCCGACUUCUGUUAUUGGGUACUGCGAGAUUUACAGCAGAUGCCACUCUCUCUGAGGAAACCGAGGACGCAGGCGAUAUCAAAUACUUUAUUACUUUACUUUGUCGGAAAGGACUGGAGUAAAAUGACGACAAUCAAACCAGAAUUUUGUAGGAUUCUCUUUUCUGGGUAUUAUAGGCUGAUCUAGAUAUUGCUUUAGUUCGCUAGGCAUACCAUCACUGGUUGAAAGUAAACUGGAGGUUGCUGCAGCAAUAUCUAUCAUAAUUUUUUCAUGUCCGGACCACAACGACGGCGAAGAAUUUUCUGAAUUUGGAAUUAUGGUAGUGGUUGUGGGUCUGAGUUCAGGCGAAAGUUGUCCUCUACGUCUAUGUUCUAAACGUAUUUCUUUUGACAAUGCGGUUAUUGCAGUGGAAACAGUUAGUGCUGAAUUAAAAUGAAUACGCUUAAAGCGAGGGUCUAAAAUUGUUGCUAUAGCAAGAUGUAAAUGUCGCGGUGGUUUAGUUUGGCAAUAACUAAGUUUAGCAAACUCUUCUGAACAGCAACACCAAAUUCGGUGAAAGGUUUUACUUCUUCAAGUCCUUUCUGAAGUAAGUUUGCAAUGGGAAUCGCCAAACUAGAAGUCACGUACUGAUCGCCGCUAAUUUCUUCAGUAGCUUGCUUAAAUGGGGUAAGUAAUAUUAUCAGAUCUCGUAUGACACUUAACUCUGAAGAAGUUAUCAUAUCAGGUGCAUUCCGCCUGGUUGCUAAAAUCUUAGCCACAAUAGCUGAUAAUGUAUUGAAUCUUUCCAACAUAUCAAGACAAGAAUUCCACCUUGUGCUUACUGAUUGUAUAAGUGUUAACACUUCUCCCUCUUUCUUUUGUCCCUCUUGUUCUGCUCGCAAAUCGUCCAUUGCGUUCACAGAUUGUUUAAAAUAUGUAACAAUGGCUUUGACACGAUUGGCAAUUUGAAGAACUGGUGCAUUAUCUCUUGUUGCGCCAUCCACUAUUAAAU
Molecule: messenger RNA, 5450 nt
Organism: Bicyclus anynana (squinting bush brown)
Lineage: Eukaryota; Metazoa; Arthropoda; Insecta; Lepidoptera; Nymphalidae
Exons: 2
Coding region: 176-1369 (397 amino acids)
Source: RefSeq, a predicted model, not a curated record